CUCUUCUUAUAAAUACACGACGCCCCCUCCCAGCCCAAUCCCAAAGAACAUUUUGCUCGGCAACCCAUCAGUUUUAAAAACUCUCGUUCAUUCAGAUUCUUGCUCUUGGUUCUUGUUUGGGUUUGAAUUUGGAUCGGAAACUUCAAACGAAAUGUCGGUGAUCCCAAGCUUCUUCCGCACCCGGCGAGGCAGCUGCUGCGAUCCAUUAUCCCUUGACGUAUGGAAUCUGCCCAGAGAAUUCCAAUUUCCGCAAUUAUCUCAGGAAAAUUCUGCACUUCUGAAUACCCACGUGGACUGGAAGGAAACCCCGGUAGCUUACGUCUUCAAGGUCGAUCUUCCCGGGCUGAAGAAGGAGGAGGUGAAGGUGCAGGUGGAAGACGACAGGGUUUUGCACAUCAGCGGAGAAAGGAAUGUGGAGGAGGAGGAGAGGAACGAUGCUCGGCAUAGGGUGGAGCGCAGCAAGGGCAAGUUCAUGAGGCGGUUCCAGCUGCCGGAAAACGCGAAGAUGGAUCAAGUGAAGGCGUCGCUGGAGAAUGGUGUGCUGACUGUGACGAUUCCCAAGGAGGAGAUGAAGAAGGCAGUGAUGAAGUCUAUAGAAAUCUCUGAUUAGCUUUUCUGGUUGUCAAUGGAACGAUUACUUCUUCCUUUGUACUAUGUACUAUACUUCUACUUCACAUUUAAAAUAAUAUUGCCAGCGUUCAAAUAAAAAUAUAUUUCUUAAUUCAGAAAAUUAAAAUUUAGACUGUA
This is a messenger RNA of Diospyros lotus (date-plum), 747 nucleotides long. RefSeq names its product 17.5 kDa class I heat shock protein-like. The coding region runs from base 152 to 610 and encodes 152 amino acids. The transcript has a single exon. Gene Ontology annotation, biological process: response to salt stress; protein folding; response to heat. Lineage: Eukaryota; Viridiplantae; Streptophyta; Magnoliopsida; Ericales; Ebenaceae. The record is from RefSeq and is a predicted model, not a curated record.